AGCCCUGCCACCCAGCACUGCUUCCCGGACCGUCAGAGCUUCAGGUGGUUUCACUUUCGAGUCUCCACUGAUCGGCGCAACCCUCAGAACCAGACGGACGAUAGAAGGAAGAAGACUAGCGAGAGGCUACUGCUUGGAGACAACAGGGACACGCUAAGAUGGUUUCAGCGUGGCUUGGAAUUCUGGCCAUUGGUCUAUUGGCAUUGAUGACCGAUGCGCUGUCCACGACAUUGAUGGAAGAUGUCCAACGAGCUGAUCAAGCCCUACGACCUAAGGUGAAACGCGCUCAAGAACUGCUUAUGUUCGGAAACCAGCAGAAUCGUCAAGCUGAAAAUGCACCGGGUAACUUGUUCUCACCGACAGCUGAAAAACGAACAAUCGGAUCUUCGGGGCUGGAAGAAAUAAAGAGCGCUUUCCCUGCAACGGAGAAGUUUAGCCGUACAAAACCAUUAGCGAGUGCGAUGCACGAGGCAUACCAGGAGAAACAUUUACCCACCUACUACAAGGGUUAUCAGUACGGAAAGAUACUUGACAACCAGCUGGAAGAUAACCCGCGUAACUGGUUGGAAGAUAACACACGCACCUGGGACGUUUCUGCGUAUCCCCGAUAUUACAGCGUCGGUGAUGACCGUCGCAAAAGAUCCGACGGCGGCUUCUCAUCCACACCUGCAUCGACACACGCUCCCAUGCAGUCGACUUCGUCCCCCCCAGCAACCGAAAUGCCCCAGCAGCCCGUCGCUCAGGCGAAACGAAGCCUUCCGUUGUACCAGGAAUCUCGCUACAAGCGGGAACUAGACCCUCAGGAUGUUCUGGCACUUCUGUCACUUUGGGAAGCUGAGCGUCGCGAAGGAAACUGGCCCGCGUAUGAUACUGACGAGUACGAAAAUGGGGACGACGAAAACAGCAUCGUAGACGUUGACGAGGAAGAUCCUAGGAAUGGCGCUGCUUGGUUAGAGGGGCCUAUCUAUUCGCCGCGGCACUUUAGCGUAGGAAACGAUGCCCUCGCAUCUUCUGAUAUUGGAAUUCCCCGGUCACGGCCUGCAAACUAUUAUGACCGAUACGGCAAUCAGUUCGGUCAACAGUACGGCGGUGCUCUAUACGGUACACCUCAGUACGGAACUGGUUACACUCGGAACGAUUACAACCCGGACAAGAGAUUUAUGGUUUCCAAGAGGAGGUCGCAGGCCUACAGACCUUACGAUGGAAGGAAAGCCAUGGUCAACCUUGCCGAACUCUUGAGAGCGCUUCCGCAAAAUUAUGGCAGCUACCCAAAUGACAGAGCUGAAUCAAGCUACUACCACCGCAUUAAUUUGUAAUUUUAUCCGAACGAUACGAUGAACCAUCGAAACGAACCGAUGAUUUCAGGUUCGUUUGUCCGAAAAGAAAUCAUUUGUCUUGGUAUCAGGUAAACGUCUGCAAUUAACACAUUGUGAAUAAAGUUUUCUGUUUCAAGCAUCUAAAUCUUGUGUAGGUACCUAUAUUACCUGUAUAUAUACAACGCGAUAUAGUUACGUACGUAUCGAUUCUUUCAUCCAUGGUACUUACUGUUAUAACACAAUAAAGCUUAUCCAUGUGAGAAAUUCGCGUUCUACGGCUUUUGAGUAACAGGGGACUUGUCAAUAAUGUUUUCAGCUUUUGAAAGUGAACUGAGAAACGGAUCAACGCAUUACAAUGCAAUGAUUUAUUACUUAUGCAUUGUACACAAAUCCAGUCUGCUUGUAAUGAUCUUUAUUUAGUUCAUUCCUGACAUCACAUUUAUUGAACUGGUCGUUUAAAUUUAUUUUAUUUUAAUCUUAGCUAAAGUGAAGAUGUCUUUUUUUCGAAAUCAAUAUGACAGGUACGGUUCUUUACUGAAAUCGUGGUAAAGAAAAAAAAGAUGCAAAACCGCCUUGCUUCUGUUCAAAGUAACGCAACUAACAUAUCUAAUUACCAAAUCACCGUGCUACCACACCUUCGAAACCAUGGAACUGAAAGUUUGUAUUAUAAAUACCAAAUUUGUGGAAACUGUUUACACAUGCAAGACUAUAAUAUCUACUAAUUAAUAUAACGAGAUUAACGUAUAUUUAAUCCCUGACUGUGUCGUUGUGAUCUAUGGUUAACCGAAGAUCAUCUGAAUUCUUCGACAUGCAAAGUCUUCCGAUGACCAAUUACAAUUCCUGACAAUUGAUUGAUCGAAUACCGGGAUGUUUGGAAUAAUUCUAGCAUCAUGAAGUUUCGCAUUAUUCACUGGAUGCUCUGUGUUUUGCAUUAGAAAAUAUUUUUUUCUGAAUAAUAGUUUAACUAUAACGCCAGAGCUAAUGAAAUGUGAUUUUGAACAUUGAAAAACGCGAUAGGAUAUCAGAUGAACACAUGGCAUGUGUGAAACAAAUUUUGUAACUUUCAUUUCACAUGCUUUGGCGUUUUGCGAAAUGGACUCGAACUCACAGCUGAGAUUUUGGUCCGUUGGAUUUUAUCCUCCUUUUCGGACUCUAUUGCUAAUUCGCAUACAUAAAUGGUAGGAAGGGUAAUCUGCAAAGCGUUACUCUCUAGAUUCUCCAGUUAACCAUAGGCUAACUAAGAUUGUAUUAGUAUAGUGUACUUAAAGUAUGUUUCAAUAUGUUUCACCUGACUGCGUUUAUAGUAUUUAUGUCAAAUGAAAUUUUUUUCUAAUGCUGGAAUUGGAACCACAUUGCAGGAAGAUUACGCAAUUUUUGCAAUCAAUUACGUUUUAAUAAAUGUGCUUAUAGCUAUGUGACAUAACGAUUCAUCAAUUACAUACAUAACUUAUCAAUUAUACGGAAUUUUCUACAUUCACAGAAGGAUUUGAUCCGAAUUCAAACCCCAAAUCUCGUCUCAGCUAGCGAAACUAAUUAUUUCAAUCAAUGGAUGAUAAUAUCAUGAGCUUACUUCACUGAUUAUAUAAAUCAUUCAAACGAUAAUUUUUGCUAAAUGAAUUAGUCUUUGAAUUUAUUGAAAUUCUUGUAACCACUGUGCAAACCUGAAACAUGUAUAAUGAGAUAGAAAUGCUCGUUAAAUUUAACUCCAACUUGUUCUGCGCGACAGCGACCGAGUUAUGUUUCGUUGCAUAGUCAAGCAUUUAUUCGAUCGAAAAUGUCAAGACACUAACCGUAUACGAAGGGCUUAUUUUAAGCGUACCCUUUGGAUCCUAUUGUAAUUUGUAUAAACUAUAAUAUUGUCAAUACUAUUGUAUGUGUCUAUAAGUGGUAUGACAAAUUUUCAAAUGAUACGACAGAUUUAUUGCGUCCUAAAAGCGAAAUGCGGUGACCGUAAUUCAAGGUGCUAUAUGCAUUGUGAUGUCAUGAAGAGUAUCGAGAUAACUUUGAUAGUUUGAAUAUGAUCAGAGGGCAAGGGUAACGUAAAAUAUUGCAGUCAAAUUGAGAGGAGAAAAAAUAAGUAAAAUAAAAGGUUCAAACUAAUCUGUCCCUCUUCGUUGGAUGAUGUAAAAUCAAUCACCAAUCGAAUUCGAUUGAGGGCAUGGAUGGAAAAGAGAGCCUAAGUCGAUUUCGACCUUUUUCCAAUGAUCUCAAUGCUUGACACAAAGCAGGUAUGUAUAUAGAACAAGCUCUGAAAUCGGAUUAGGCUCCUUUGAAAAAAAUCUAUUCAAAUGCCAUCAAGCUCAUGGCAUUUAAAUGUGUAUUUUACGGGAUUGUAAGCGGUGGGUAUGUCUCGUAUCGGAAGAACGUCACGCGAUUUUGAAACGAUUGACAACUGACAUUUAUUUUGCAAAUCUAAUU
This is a messenger RNA of Neodiprion fabricii, 3734 nucleotides long. Its product is annotated as prohormone-2-like. The transcript has 9 exons. The record is from RefSeq and is a predicted model, not a curated record. The coding region runs from base 159 to 1316 and encodes 385 amino acids. Lineage: Eukaryota; Metazoa; Arthropoda; Insecta; Hymenoptera; Diprionidae.